UCUCAAACAUCAGAGGAAGAAGCAGUGCCAGGCACACACACCCUCCUGCCCUCAUAUAAAGUGUCUUGCCACAUUAACUCUUCAAACAUCAGAGGAAGAAGCAGUGCCAGGCACACACACCCUCCUGCCCUCAUAUAAAGCAGAUAUCAUGGAAAAGGGUCAGGGACCUCCUUACGGAGCACCAGCACCGCCAUACCCUGGUCUCUCUACAGACAACAACGCGGGAUUUUACCAACCUCAACCCACCAUCCAAACCAUGCCACAACCUGCUUACCAGUACAGCGCACAACAACCUCAGGUGGUACGUCCCGUGAACCAGGUGGUGGUGAUGCAGCAGCUGCCGUCUGAUGUUCCUGGACAGAUGACGUGUCCUCACUGCCGGAACACGGUCGUCACUAAAAUCGAUUACAAAAAUGGACUGCUCACCUGGCUGAUCUGUGGCACACUGGGAGUAUUCUUGUGCUGGCCUUGCUGUUUUAUCCCUUUCUGCGUGGAUGCUUGCAAGGAUGUGGAGCAUUCCUGCCCCUCCUGUAACAACGUCCUGCACAUCCAUAAACGCAGGUGAAGCAGCACUACAGAGUCAACCCUGAUGAAGUGACAACAACGGAAGAGGACCGUGACCAGAGCCGAGCCUCUUUAUGCAAACACAUCAGACGUCACCGUGAACCCUGUGCUCACUUGUGUAACAUGUGGGCUGCACCGGCAUUACUCUGUACUGUACAUAUCUGUAGAUCACAUAAGAGAUGUGAUUUCUUCUUAUUUUCUACCCGGUGAUCUAAAUCUAAUCUAAUCUGUAUGUGAACAGUCUAAUUAUCAUGAUCAUAUCAUUUCUUAACAUAACUUUAGGCAUGUUUCAUGUUUCUAAUGAAAUUGAAGUUCUUUAAUAUGUUGACCUAAAAUGUUUUGUUUUUUCGAAGACGAAACACUAACAUUUAAAAAAUAAUAAGAAUAGCUUUUACAUGAAACUUAUAGGAUAAUCAUCUUAAAUAAGACUGUUUAUUGAUUAAACUCAUUCUUGAGAAAGUUGAAAGCCUUCUAUCACAAUAAUAACCAACUCAUAAACCUGAAUUGUGAAAUGAUUCAAAUGAAUAAACCACCAAUUGAUCA
Anoplopoma fimbria (sablefish) is the source of this 1107-nucleotide messenger RNA. Its product is annotated as LITAF domain-containing protein-like. The transcript has 6 exons. The record is from RefSeq and is a predicted model, not a curated record. Gene Ontology annotation, molecular function: zinc ion binding. The coding region runs from base 149 to 565 and encodes 138 amino acids. Lineage: Eukaryota; Metazoa; Chordata; Actinopteri; Perciformes; Anoplopomatidae.